AUGUAUUGGAGUAUGAUUCGGCUUUUUCUUAUAAAAGGUAUGAGUGGAACAGAUCAUGAAGAGAAGGAUCCUUGUGAAGGUGGGACUGGUGAAGUCAAAUUAAUUAAAGACGAAGACAGUGGCUGUGUUCUAGAAACCCCAGAUGCCUCUGGCCCCAUUGGACUAACUACCCAGAAUCAUGAAAAGCUGACAGCUCCAGUACCAGCAUCAGAUCAAUCUGACAGUGACAAUCAGGAGAGAGAAUUGGGGGACGAGCUGGGAAAAUUCGUGUCGGGCCGCAAGAAGUCAUCCUCCAUUGAUGAAACAUUCCCUGCUUUUGAGUCUACUGAGAAAUUCAGAAGUGGUAAAGUUCCUUCAGAAUGGUUUCCAUACCUUGCCUUGGACCUGGAAGGCAACGUGCAGUGGAAAACUUUUGGGAAAAGUUUAAAUCUAACAGAAGCGGAUAUCCAAAGUAUCGACAAAGACAACAAUGAGGUUUACGAGCGGUAUUAUAAGAUGCUGAAAACUUGGUGGCAGCGCGGUGGUGCCUCAUUUUACAAUCUUGCAUUUGCCCUAAAAGAGCACGAGCUUGAAUCGAUUCGUGACGAUUAUUGUAUAAUGAAAAAGGAUCCACCCGUGAAGAAAGAAGUGGAGUUGCCAAGGAACCUGAAGGAAGGACCAAUUGAUGACAGAGCUUUACAAGCCAUAUCUCAUGACGUUAAGGGAAAACGCAAAAGACUCGGCAGAGCACUUGGGUUAAGAGAUGAUCGAUUGGAUGAUAUCGAGGAGGAAAACCCAAAAGACGCACCCGAGCAGUCCUAUCAAAUACUAAGAGCAUGGAGGAACAAAAAUGGGAAGAAUGCCUCUUACUGUGCCCUUGCACAAGCCUUAUAUGACCGCACCGUCAAUUUGAGUAGAGUUGUAACGGACUUGUGUCUCAAGAAACACCACUGAAAAGGCAACAUAAGAGUGAACUAAUGGAGCCCUAACCUUUAGUCCUAAAAUAAAUAUUUUAAGAAAAUUUCGAGUUAAUUAAAUUUUACAUACUUCAUCUUAGGUAGUAACAUGCAAUCUUGUUGUUGCAAGAAUUUUGUUUACAGACUCUUUUCAUAAAAAGAAUCACAAAUUUGAUGGCGCAGUGUCGGGGAGGGGGUGUGAUCAUCUUUCUGGAUCUGUUACUGGGUCUCUCCAUACACUAGUGGCCACCAAAAUCCAAGUGUUCCUGUGAUAUUUUUAUUUUUGUUGUUGUUUUAAUGUUCACUUGUGACUUGUGCCAUAUUUUUACACACAUUUGAAGCUGGUACAUUCAAAAUACCUUUAAGUAUUGUUAAACAAUAAAAUUAACGCAUAUCCUAUUUAGAAGCAUUUUAAGAGCUUCAUUAUUUUGGUGUUGGGGAAAUGAGUGGAAAAAUAUAUUUUCAUAACUCACUUAAUGAAACUACAAUAAGCUAGAUGUCAUUAUCCCCUAUUUCCAUGGCGGUCUUACUUUACAAGUAGUGUAACUGCUAUGUUUUCCUACUGAGGGAAAGUAGCCCACUUAACCGUAAAAAAUAUAUGUAUUAAGCUGUUAUUGAAUUUUGUUUAAUUUCCAUACUCACCUAUCGUGAAUUCAACAGAGAUACAGAUGUUGAGUUUAGAACUUGUGGUAUAGAUAUACUAAUCAAUUACCUAUUUUACUUUUAUCAAUAACAAAUAAAAAAGAGUUUACCAACAUG
Molecule: messenger RNA, 1694 nt
Organism: Stylophora pistillata
Lineage: Eukaryota; Metazoa; Cnidaria; Anthozoa; Scleractinia; Pocilloporidae
Biological process (GO): signal transduction
Molecular function (GO): protein binding
Source: RefSeq, a predicted model, not a curated record